Molecule: messenger RNA, 2265 nt
Organism: Tetrahymena thermophila SB210
Lineage: Eukaryota; Ciliophora; Oligohymenophorea; Hymenostomatida; Tetrahymenidae
Exons: 11
Source: RefSeq, a predicted model, not a curated record
AUGGAAUAUAAUUUAUAUCUGAUAUAAGAUUACCUUACUAAAGUAGAAACCACGAAUUCAAUAUUUAAAAACGUUCAUUCAGUAAAUCUAAAUAAUCAUAAUCACAUUGAUUAACUUCUUGUUUCUGAUAUCUCAUUUAUUGUAGCUUAUGAUUUCAAAUAAAAUGCUUUUAAAUAUUUUGAUGUGUAAACUUUAUCAGAGUUAUAAUCAACAGGAGUAACUCUACCUUUUGUUGAUUCAUAAUCCUUUUUGUAAUAUAAGAACAUCAUUUUUAUUGGUACUUCUUAAUAUGUUUUAACAUAUAUCUCUUCAUCAAACAAAGUUGAAAUUUCUAAAAGUACGCAUACAUCAUAAAACUCAUACACACUACCUAACUAUCAUAUUAUUUUAUAUGCUGUUUCAUAUUCCUUCACAUAUUAGGUUUUUUAAGGGAGUGAUCAAUACUUAGUAAAUAUUUAAUAAACCCUUAAUGUCUGUAAUCCUGGUUGUUUAACAUGUGAUUCAAUAACUGCCUGCAAUAUUUGCUCAUAACCUCUUUACUUGAAUAAUCAAUUUUAAUGUAUUUCUACAUGCCCUAGUUAAUUUGUUCUAGAUAUUUCUAAUAAUAAUUGCGUUUGUAGGUCUAAUAGUACAUUAUAAAACUAAAGUUGCCCCUGUAACACAUCAUAUGUAGAUAUUAAUGGAAGUUGUCUACCUUGCCCAUAAUACUGUAACACAUGUACCUCCUAAAAAACUUGCUCUAUUUGUCAAACAGGGUAUUUACUUGCAGCAGAUGGUACCUGUGUUUCUACUUGCCCAACUAAUUUUAUCCCAAAUUAAACUAAAACAUAUUGUGUUUGCCGUUUAAAUAGCACUUUAUUAAAUUUGCAAUGCCCAUGCAAUACAGGUUACUUUGAUGUAAAAGGUGAUUGUAAAUAAUGUCCAUAUAACUGUGAUGUAUGUAUAAGCUAAACAGCUUGUUCUUAGUGUUCUAAAAAUUAUUAUUUGACAGUAUAAUAAACUUGUGCUUUUCCUUGUCCUUAGACAUUUAAACCUGAUUUUAUUUCAAAAAAAUGUGUUUGUGACUCAAAUAGAACAUUAUAAAAUAAUUUAUGUCCAUGCAAUUCUUCAUACGUAGAUAUUAAUGGUGAAUGUUAACCUUGUUCUUCUAAUUGCAUAAAAUGCACUUCAUAAACAUCAUGCGCAGUUUGCUAAUAGAGUUAUUACUUAACAAUUGAGAUGACUUGUGUAGCAAAAUGCCCAUUAACAUUUGUAGUAAAUGCAAAUCAAACCUAAUGUGUUUGUGAUAUAAAUAGAACUUUAACAAACAAUAAAUGCGUUUGUAAUAGUGGUUUUAUAGAAAUUAAUAAUAUUUGCAAAUAAUGUCCAUAAAAUUGUAAUACUUGCUCAUCACAAAAAAUAUGCACAGUUUGUUAGAUAGGGUAUUAUUUAACAGCGGAUGGUAUUUGUACAUAAUCUUGUCCAUUAACAUUUAUUGUAGAUUCUACUAAAACGAAAUGCGUUUGCGAUAUAAAUAGAACUUUAACAAGUAAUUUGUGCCUUUGUAAUGAAACAUUCAUUGAUGUUGAUGGUAAAUGUUAGCCAUGUCCUUAAAAUUGUAAGAAAUGCUCAUCCUAAACUAUCUGCUAAUUUUGCCAAGAUGGAUUUUAUUAGACUAUAAAUUAGACUUGUGUUUCCUAAUGUCCUAAUAGCUUUAUUGUUGAUGUUUAAUAGAAAAAAUAUUAAACAACUAAUGUAUUACAUGCUAAGAUGGAUGCAUUAAAUGUACUAGCCCAUCUCCAUCGGAUUGUUUGUAAUACUCUAAUUGUGGUUAAUAAUUUAAAUAUGAUUUCUUAUCAUAAACCUGCAUAUAAUGUUUAUGGGAUUUUUAAGCAAGAAAAUGUGUAGAUACUUGUAAAAAUUAAUAAUUUUAUGAUUCAUAAAAAUAACUUUGCUAAUAAUGUUUUUAUCAUGAUGGAAAAUGCUAAAGUAAAUGUCCUAAUGGUUUUUACUCUGACAAUACUUUUUAAUGUUAAUAGUGUAAUUCACAAUGUAAAUCAUGUAAUGGGCCUAAUAAUAAUCAAUGCACUAGCUGUGAAUUACCACUUAUUUUAUAAGAUGACAGUACUUGUUCUAUCUGCAAAUUAGGAGAAUUCUUAGAUUAAUAAUAAAAUAUUUGUAAAAAAUGCAAUAUCAGCUGCUUAACCUGCUUUGGACCGAAUUCAAAUAACUGUUUAUCUUGCAUACAAGAUUAAGUUCUAUCAAAAGAUAAUAAAAAGUGCUUGA